CCUUCUUGAAAAUUUUCUCCACCAAGCCACUUUUGCCUCUGCAAUUAAUAUUUGUAAAAAAGCUUAAAUUGCUGCAAUUUUGGUUAAAAUAAAUUGGAAAAACUAACCGAAAACCCGAAAUAUCAAUUUAAUUCUGUAAGAAGCUAAAACAAAAUGCAGAAAAAGCCAAACGAUUCAAAACCCGAAGAGUACGACCUUCUCAUUGAGGCUAAUAUGGCCAAUAUUGGUAUUCCCGAGGAAGAUGAUUUCGACGAGGAUGGUACGUUUGACGAGGAAAUUCUUGAGGAAAUUCUCGAGGACGAAGAGGAUUGGUUCAUCAACCAAGAGGCUGUCUUUAACGAAGAAGAAUCUAUCGGGGAAAUGUCCCAGGAGGAUAGUUACAAUUACAACGAUGACGACAACGUCCAGCCGCGUGGUUUUGUGGAUCCGGAAGACUCAGUCGAUCCAUUGAUCCUGUCGGACUGUGGCUCUGAAACCUGUUUAGUUUGCCGCCCUCAUCAAUAA
This is a messenger RNA of Drosophila kikkawai, 504 nucleotides long. RefSeq lists its product as uncharacterized. The record is from RefSeq and is a predicted model, not a curated record. Lineage: Eukaryota; Metazoa; Arthropoda; Insecta; Diptera; Drosophilidae.